CUCUUGGAGGGGAGACCCGGCGCGGCGGGUGGACGGACAUGUCCAUGGAGGACCCCUUCUUUGUGGUGAAAGGGGAAGUUCAGAAGGCAGUGAACACUGCCCAAGGACUGUUCCAGAGAUGGACAGAGCUUUUGCAGGAUCAAUGCACAGCUACACGAGAAGAAGUUGACUGGACCACCAAUGAGCUGAGGAACAACCUAAGGAGCAUAGAAUGGGAUCUCGAAGACUUAGAUGAGACUAUUAGCAUUGUUGAAGCAAAUCCCCGGAAAUUCAACCUUGAUGCAACAGAGCUGGGUGUGAGAAAAGCCUUUAUCACAAGCACACGGCAGGUGGUCAGGGACAUGAAGGAUCAAAUGUCAAACACCUCUGUUCAGGCAGUAGCCGAAAGGAAGAACAGACAGGUGCUGCUAGGAGAAAGCGGUACUCACAGCUGGAGUUCUGGGACUGACAAGUAUGGGCGCUUGGAUCGAGAACUGCAGUUGGCAAACUCACACUUCAUUGAGGAUCAGCAAGCACAGCAGCAGUUAAUCAUUGAACAGCAAGAUGAACAGUUGGAGCUGGUCUCUGGCAGCAUUGGCGUACUGAAGAACAUGUCCCAGCGUAUUGGAGGGGAGCUGGAUGAACAAGCAGUCAUGCUGGACGACUUCUCUCAUGAGCUGGACAGCACUCAGUCACGGCUAGAUAACGUCAUGAAGAAACUUGCAAAAGUGUCCCAUAUGACCAGUGAUCGGCGACAAUGGUGUGCGAUUAUCAUUCUCUUUGCUAUCCUGUUGGUGGUGCUUAUCUUGUUUUUUGUGUUGUGACAAGAUCGGAGUUCCGGUUCUCAUCCUAGCUCCCUUCUGAAUGAAAUCUUAGACACUUUGCAUCUCCAAGACAGAAUCCUCAUCCUACAAGACCUGUGCUGGGGAGCCUGAUACUGACCACCCGUGGCAUGACCAGACACCACUCUCUCAUGGCUUUUCUGCUUAUCCUCAUCCAUGUGCCUGAGAAGGGGGAAACAAACGGAGGACUAAAAAAGAUGCUCAGGCUCUGCUGUAACAGGAAGCAGCUCUUAUAGAUUUCAGACAUUGCAAUCCUCUGUAGGGAGGUGAUUCAGAAUGGAAGAAGCCAGCAGAUUUCCAUCAUUUUCCAGGUAUGAACCACAUUCAGGAAGCAAUCUGAAAUCGGUCUGUCUGUCUGUCAGAAUUCUUGACAGUGUUUAAAAAAGAAGGCACAUAAGAUGUGUGUGUGUGUGUAACACAAACUCCUUGGGUGGGGUGGGCGAUUCUCUUCACAAGCCAGCCACACAGCACUGCCCUGCAAAAUAAUUGUGGAUCCUUCAAAAGAGAAGGGGGAAGGGGAGCGAAAGCAGCCACCAAAAGUGGAUGUUUACCUUUCUCCCCGAACAGGGCUGCAUAAUCAGGCUGCCGAGGGUCACUGCCGUGUACAGAACAAUGCACAAACCUUGGCCUUCGAAAAAUAGUUUUUAAAAAACGGUAGAAACGCUGUAGGCCUGUAAGUGUUGAAGCAAAAGCUAAUGUGAGCCUUUGCACAUUUUAAAAGCAGGGGCCAUUUUUGAGGCAGCCGCAACCAGCCCCGCUCACUGGGUCUGGCUCCUAGGCUUCUAGUAUAGAUCUGUGCUGCCAUUCAGAGAAGCAGACCUGGUUCAAGCAGGGUAGAAUGACUUUGAGCAAAUCCUUGUGUGUGUCUGGAGCGUAACCCCACUAUGCUGUCCUGUCUCAGGCAGCUAUAGUUGAAGUCCCAUUUUUCAGAGCUUUAACUUGUGUGUUCCCUGUGCUGGAAAGCUGGCAAACAUACUGUAGCUGAAGUCUUCUGUCUCUUUUUUUGUAUGAAAUAGUUUUUGGCUUUGGCCUUGCAAGCCUUCUGAAAAGAGAAGCUCACGCAGGCAGUGGCUCCAGGGCUCUGUCUUGUAUCUGCUACUCUUUGAAACAGCUCCUUUUUGUUGAAUGAAUGAAUGUUGUCUAGUGGAAAUUUGAGGAAGGAACGGCUUAUGAUGAGCCUUGGCCUCAUUCUGUCCUAUAUGCAUAGCUUCUUAAAGGAGCAGGAUUCAUCUUAUUCGAUUGCACAGAUAUAUGUGGGGUAUCUUUAGUAGAGUCCUGCUCCUUGUAAUGUUUUAGAGCCUGAAAUGCUGGUGCAAAAGGAAACUGAUAGUUUCAUCACCAUUCCAGCCCUGUGAUGUUCUAGAAUAGCAACUACUGAAUUUUUAAAUUUUUUUUUUAAGCCUACUUUUGUCAUUUUGAUAAUAUGGUAGAAUUUAUGUACUAAUAAACAGAUGUACUCCUGGCU
Molecule: messenger RNA, 2286 nt
Organism: Heteronotia binoei (common prickly gecko)
Lineage: Eukaryota; Metazoa; Chordata; Lepidosauria; Squamata; Gekkonidae
Gene: STX6
Product: syntaxin 6
Exons: 8
Coding region: 39-803 (254 amino acids)
Biological process (GO): Golgi vesicle transport; intracellular protein transport
Cellular component (GO): membrane
Molecular function (GO): SNAP receptor activity
Source: RefSeq, a predicted model, not a curated record